AUGAAUGCUGAACAAACACAAGAGGAGUCACCCGUCAGACCUGCAAGACAGAAACACAUUGCUGCUGCUGACGUGAAGGAUGUUUCUGUUAACCUGUACGCGACUGAUGACGUGUCGGAUGCUUCUACGUCACAACAGCACAGUGAUGGCGUCAAGGAAGUGAGUGCAAGCGCCAAAAACGAAAUCGUUAAUGUGCAACAGGAAACCACAACAGAGGAAUCACGAUGGUGUUGUGAUUGGAAAAAAACACAGGAGGACUUGCGAAUACAACUGGUGUUACAUUUUAGUCACACGAUGGCUCGUUGUUGGAGGAAUAAAAAAAUUUAUAAGAAAAUCCCUUCUAAGAUGUUGCUGCUUAUAGUUAACGUGAUUCUUGUCACUUUGCAGCUAAUCAUCUUUGCCAACGAACGGUCCCACUUCGCUACUUUUCUAAACCGAAACAACAUCGCCCUGAGACAUCUGUUGCUGAAGAACUGGUCCAAAGAUUACGAGACGAUGCCGUACCCACCGACAACGGGUACCUACGCUGUCUACACCAUUGACGAUCUCAAGGACCACGUAGAAUAUGCUGUUAAUGGUAUUCAUUCCUUACCCACGAAAGCCGUUGGAACUUUUCUUCUGAAUGCUAAUAACUCGACGGUUCCACUUCGAAUAUGUGCUACUUAUUUUAAAUCUGGAGUCUUUAACAGCACGUUUGAUCCUCCAGUUAUAAAGAUUGACCGGACAAGGGAAACACAAUGUAAGGAUGUCGGAGCCAACACUACAAAUUACGGUCUACAUCCUAGCCUUGAUGACCUGAUAACAAGCGAGAAUGGCGUUUUAGUUCGACUUUUAGAGCUGACGUUAGACUUCAGUAUAUCGUCAAUUCAUGUGGAUAUGAGACGAGAGGAAAGGCCUCCGGAAUGCUUUGAAAUAAUCGGCAGGGUUACCUUUGACAACUACGAAAUCCAUGGCCAGAUUCCAGUUACCCUGACAACAUCCAUUAAUGGUUUCGAGUGUGAAGGGGAAUCUGCGAACAAUGGUGGAAGUAAAGAUAUUCCACUGGUAGUGCUGGUGAUCGUAGCGAAUUUGCUCAGCAUCAUAGCCAGUGUUCGAUCCUUCGUAACAUCCUGUAUAUUAUGGCUAGAAGUGAAGCACUUUUUCCAGCUGAGAGCACAACAAAGCGAAAACAAAGAGCACAAACCAUUGUCAAAAAGGGGAAGUUGGGAAAUACUACGAUUCCGUGACGUCAUGCUUGUAAUUAGUGGUCUUUUAACCAUCCUUGGUUCAUUCAUCAAGAUACGUUAUGACGUAGGGCAAUUGGCCACAUCUGAAAGUUUGGACGCCUGUGGAAUCCUGCUUGGACUUGGCUGUUUGAUGUUGUGGAUGCUAUCUCUUCACUACUUAGCCUUCAACAAGGUCUUCAGUCUGUUAUUCCUCGUGUUAGACAGAUCAGCCACGUCUAUACUGCGUUUCCUAGUCUGUAUUUUUGUCAUGUACUUCGGGUUCGCGUUGUGUGGAUGGGCGGUGCUUGGGCCAUACCAUCUGAAGUUCUUGUCGUUUACCGCAACAUUCCAAUGCCUGCUGGCUCUUAUGAACGGCGAUGAGGUGUACGUUACAAUGACCGCUGUUGACGAGGAAAGCCAAGUCGCCUACUGGUUCAACGUCAUAUUCAUUACUCUCUUCAUCUUCCUCUUCACUAUCAUCACAUUGAAUGUGUUCAUCGCCAUUUAUAACACAACCUAUGAAGAUAUCAUGGAGGGAAAAAACAAGAGUGAUCUGAUGACGUUUAUUGGGGGCGAGUCCGAGGUACUGCUGUAUUCCCUGAACUGCGAGGCGUGCACUAAGGUUGCGCCGCCUAUAUUUGAUGCGUCGUGUAAUGCAGACGAGGUGACUGGAUUGCAGUAA
This is a messenger RNA of Ylistrum balloti, 1887 nucleotides long. Its product is annotated as mucolipin-3-like. Gene Ontology annotation, cellular component: lysosomal membrane; plasma membrane. Gene Ontology annotation, molecular function: NAADP-sensitive calcium-release channel activity. Bases 1 to 1887 code for a protein of 628 amino acids. The record is from RefSeq and is a predicted model, not a curated record. The transcript has 14 exons. Lineage: Eukaryota; Metazoa; Mollusca; Bivalvia; Pectinida; Pectinidae.